This is a messenger RNA of Phlebotomus argentipes, 2360 nucleotides long. Its product is annotated as protein sine oculis. Gene Ontology annotation, biological process: regulation of transcription by RNA polymerase II. The transcript has 7 exons. The record is from RefSeq and is a predicted model, not a curated record. Gene Ontology annotation, molecular function: RNA polymerase II cis-regulatory region sequence-specific DNA binding; DNA-binding transcription factor activity, RNA polymerase II-specific. NCBI's taxonomy places the organism in Eukaryota, Metazoa, Arthropoda, Insecta, Diptera, Psychodidae. Bases 451 to 1518 code for a protein of 355 amino acids. Gene Ontology annotation, cellular component: nucleus; transcription regulator complex.
UGUUGGAGGAAUCGGUCGAAGAAAGAUCGGGAAGAUCGCGCAGCGUGACAAGUGAAUGUGGAGGAUUUAUUCAACAAAAACAAUAUGUGUGAAAAAUGUUAGGAAUUUCCCGCAUUCUUUUCACUUCCUCGAUCACUCGCGAUCGCUAGACUUUGCGAAUAUUUGUCGUUAAACGAUCUAGAGAGUGUCGCGAAGAGUGUGAAAAAAAAGUGACAAGAGUGGCGCUAGUGUAGACGUCAAAAGAAUCCCUACGCGAAGGAUAUCAAGCGGGGAUCGUAUUUUCUCUGAGUGUAAAAAAUUCAAAAAAAUAUCUCAUGAAAAACCGUUAAAGGUCAAAAAAUAGAUUUCGCGUGCAAAGGACCACAAACAGUGCGUGUCCCCGAAUCCGAUGGGUUUGCAAUGAAAGUGAAGAAAUAAUGAAAGUGAGGAAAUUCCAGUGAGAAAUCGAAGAUGCUGCAGCAUCCAGCGACGGAUUUCUAUGAUCUCUCCGCGACCACGAUCGUGAUCUCCGGCCGGCAGACGCCGCCCUAUCACAGUCCCACAGCGGCACCGCCGUCCGUGGGCAACUCCACGCCCGGCCAGAAGAACGGCAAUGCCGCCGGCCUGGACAGGAUGGGCGGCCAGAACGGAUCGCCCACUGGACGAGAGUCUCUGCCCAGCUUCGGCUUCACGCAAGAGCAAGUCGCCUGCGUGUGCGAGGUCCUACAGCAAUCUGGCCAAAUAGAGCGACUGGGACGAUUCCUCUGGUCGCUGCCUCAAUGUGAUAAACUGCAAUUGAACGAGUCCGUGCUGAAGGCGAAGGCAGUGGUGGCGUUCCACCGCGGACUCUUCAAGGAGCUCUACCGAUUGCUGGAGCACCACCAGUUCUCGCCGCACAACCACACCAAAUUGCAGGCUCUCUGGCUCAAAGCUCACUACGUGGAAGCCGAAAAACUGCGCGGAAGACCUCUAGGUGCUGUCGGCAAGUACCGCGUCCGGAGGAAAUUUCCGCUCCCGCGCACAAUUUGGGACGGCGAGGAGACUAGUUACUGUUUUAAGGAAAAAUCGCGGUCCGUUUUGAGGGAUUGGUACGCACAAAAUGCUUAUCCUUCGCCACGUGAUAAGAGGAGUUUGAGUGAGAUAACAGGACUCACAACGACGCAGGUGUCGAAUUGGUUCAAGAAUCGUCGACAGCGCGAUCGAGCAGCGGAACACAAAGACAAUGGCGGAUCAGACAAACAGCACGCGGACUCGUCCAGUGAGUCCGAAAUGGAGACUCAGAGUGUCAUGCACACGCCAACGGGCUCCUCAAUGGCAGGGGCCAGCGCGGUGUCCGUCGCUCCGCAGCCCCCAGCCCUGCAGACGCACAUGACGAUGCCCCAGGCGACGGUCACGCAGAGCAGCACUGCUCUAGGCGGCGCCCACAUGGGCGACAAGCUCUCCAACCAGAUGCCACCCCUGUCCAGCCUGGCCUACUCACCCCUGCACAGCAUGAUGCCAGUCUACGACGUCGCCGACUACCAGCAGCACUUGCGAUGAUGCCUCUCUGCGUGCUGCGCGCGUUGAAGCUAACCAAAAAUGAGGGUGGGCGGAGUUUAUGGCCUUGCGGAAGAGUCCAGCGGCUGACCUAGGCUCUUCCAGAGGGCACUUCCGGAAACUCCCCAUAUUUGAGAGCAAUACCAGAGUGUGAAAAUCAAUGGAACAUUUCCCCACCUCAUGAUGAAAAUACUCUUUCUCUCUCUCUCUCUCUCUUCAUAAUCUAGAACAAAUUCAAGCUAGGAAUUUCCUUUGCCGAAAAUUGCCACAAAAUCCAUUAUUUAUUGUAGUUAAGUUUUUCUUUUUUCUAAUUCAUAAUUAUUUAUAGUGAAAAUUACACGCUAAGCUAUGCAGUAAUUCUGCAGAGUGGGCAAAAAAAUAUCCUCUCCUCCCGCACGAUUAAUUGCUUAUCCGGAACAUUUGAGCUGACUUUGACCUCAAUUUAUCGUGGCUUGUUUUCAUGUGGCGAAAUACAGAUCACUUUUCAUGGUGUGGGAAUAGAAGAAGAAGAAAAAAAACAGGCAUGGGAGGAGAAAAAUCAUGUAAAUAGUUGGAGAAUAGGAAACAUUUGCAGUUUGAUCGAGAAAUAGAACGAUUCUAUUAGCACAAUUGCAAUUAAUUAGAAGCAUCAAAUGUUUGAUAUUUCUCUCUCACCAAAACUAUGAUGCCCCUUCCGGAAGCACUCCGGAGGGUCAGAGGAGAGAUUUAGCAAUUUCUAAGAGGCACAGUAAUCACACAUUCUUACAUUAUUUAAAAAUAGUUGCAGGACUUAAAGGAGAAAAGAUGCAGAAAUAUAGGUAAAAAGUCUCAAAUUACUGACAAUUAAAUAAAUUAGAUGAGAAUCA